Kwoniella botswanensis is the source of this 1164-nucleotide messenger RNA. RefSeq lists its product as uncharacterized. The coding region runs from base 1 to 1164 and encodes 387 amino acids. The record is from RefSeq and is a predicted model, not a curated record. The transcript is spliced from 4 exons. Lineage: Eukaryota; Fungi; Basidiomycota; Tremellomycetes; Tremellales; Cryptococcaceae.
AUGCAGCUCAUAGAUCCAGUCCUCUCAUCAAGACUCAAUUCAACGUAUGACCAAUAUCUGAAAUUUUGUCCUAAUGGUGCUUCACCCAUUCACUCAAAUCCAUCACUCACUAAUUCUCAGAAGAUACGAUAUAACACCCUCAAGAAAAAGGGAAAGUAUAUGUUGGUUACCAAUACCAGACAGAUACAAGAUCACCUACCCGACUUACUCAAUACGAUUAUCAUCCUAAUAGACUAUCUCGGUAAAGAUCAAUUGCAUUUAUCGAUAUUGGAAGGACCUUCAUCCGACUGCACCCCUCAGAUCAUCCAGAAUGUCUUAAUUCCCUUACUACAAUCUUUGGAGGUACCAGAUAAUCAAGUCAAUAUAGUAACGGACGAACCCAAGAUCCACUGGUCAGAUCAUAAUAGGAUAGAGAAAAUAUCUGAACUUCGUAAUAGGGCUUUGGAACCUCUAUGGCUCAACUCCAAUUGGAAGAAAGAAAUUAGCAGUGUGGUUUUUUUCAAUGAUGUUUAUCUAUCUGCUUCAGAUGUGUUGGAAUUGAUAUAUCAGCAUGAUAAUAAUGGAGCGAGUAUAACGACGGGUAUGGAUUGGUGGAAGAAAAGACCAGAGUAUUAUUAUGAUAUAUGGGUAGGACGGACUAUCGAUACGGGAGAUUUAUUCUAUCCAAUAGAUAAUCCAUGGUGGACUCCAUCCUCAAAUCUAUUCCAUAAUUCCCCAAAUUCCAAGACGAAGUAUAACAAAUUACAACCAUUCCAAGUUUACUCAUCUUGGAAUGCCUUAGCCAUCUUAUCGCCCGAACCUUCCCUACCACCUUAUAACGUACGGUUCAGAAGAGGUGAUAAGGCGAAAGGGGAAUGCGCUGCUAGUGAAUGUACCCUUGUAGCGAGCGAUUAUUGGAAGGCUGGGUUUGGGAAGGUUAUGGUAGUACCGAGUGUUCAAUUGGCAUACGAAAGGGAUGUAGCCUCUGAUAUAGUAGAUGACAUGACUAAGCAGAAAAAAAUAUUAGGUUGGAUAGACGGUGUACCGCCUAAACAAUCAGAUGAUAAAGUAGAUUGGAUAAACAAACCCCCAGAGAAAGUACGUUGUCAUCCAUGGCCCGAGACUAAUGGAUUAAGUGCGAAUGUAUGGGAAGAAACUAGAUGGGUUGAUCCUUGGCUUGACUAA